Molecule: messenger RNA, 957 nt
Organism: Funneliformis mosseae
Lineage: Eukaryota; Fungi; Glomeromycota; Glomeromycetes; Glomerales; Glomeraceae
Source: the annotation of a GenBank genome assembly
AUGCCUUCAAAAUUACAAAAGGGCUUGGUAAAAACGAACCUGAAGCCGUCGUCUGCUGGUAUAAAUAAUGUUCCUACUAUCGUUCCUCCCACUACGCAAUUACAAAUAACCACCAACACGGAUCCUACGAAAACCAAAUUGCCUCUCAAGACGAAUGUUGACGUUAUGAAUAAGACCUCUCCGGUAAGCAGUUUGCUACCUACUCCAAAAUCAAAUAUUUCUUAUUCUUCAAUCGCAAAUGAUCUAAGCCCCACAAAGAGAAAUUCGACUAAACCUUCCCGCCAAGCUUCCUUAUUGAAGCGAAAAAAUGAUGAUAGUCGUACGCAAUUUAGUCGUAAUGUACGUGUUGCUCCUUUCCCACACAACCGAAAAUCCAUCAUCCAAACUCCAAAGUACAUCUCGAAAAACAUGGUUAACAAGAAGGCAAAAGCUGUACAACAACCUCGUAUCUCCAAGAAGAAAUCUACCAGUUCCAUUGAGGCUCAAAGUAACGUCGAAAUCAAAGAACUCCGUACGGAAAAUACCAAACUACUCUCAGAAGUUGAAAAGCUCCGACUCGAAAAUGAGAAGUUACAGGCCGAAAAGAAGGAACUCAUGCAAGAAAAAGGUUUGUUGACUGCCGAUGUUUGUCAAAUGGAACAUCGUUUAGCUUGUGAAGAUUCACGUGUUAUCGAGUUAGAAGAGGAAGUUGCCGAUUUACGUAAACAAUGCAGUAUAUUAAAAAGAGAACAUGACCAAAUAGAUCGCGACCGUGUCCAUUUUCGAAACGAAUUGGAUAUUGCCAAUAACCUGAUUAUUGAGCAAGCUACCACGAUGUCCGACCAGCAAGCUCUCAUCGAAGAACUCAUGACCCAAAUAGACGAACAAGAACGCGUUUGUCAGGACCUCCAGAACGCCAUCGACACUUUCAAAACGAAUCAUGCCCUUAACGAUAAAACCGUUUCCAAAGAAAACUGA